Messenger RNA from Nymphaea colorata (pocket water lily), 1582 nucleotides. Its product is annotated as zinc finger protein CONSTANS-LIKE 16-like. Gene Ontology annotation, molecular function: protein binding; zinc ion binding. Lineage: Eukaryota; Viridiplantae; Streptophyta; Magnoliopsida; Nymphaeales; Nymphaeaceae. Gene Ontology annotation, biological process: regulation of DNA-templated transcription. Gene Ontology annotation, cellular component: nucleus. Bases 80 to 1345 code for a protein of 421 amino acids. The transcript is spliced from 2 exons. The record is from RefSeq and is a predicted model, not a curated record.
UAUUUCAACUGCUGGGAUUUCGGUUUUACCUGCUCUGAGCCGCGGCCGCUGUUGCUGCCUCCGCCUCCGUUUGCUGCCGAUGAACACUGGAAUGGGAAAGAAGGUCGCCAAUGCCGUCGGCGGCAGGACGGCGAGGCCGUGCGAGGACUGCCGGAAGCGGCGGGCUCGUUGGUACUGCGCCGCAGACGACGCCUUCCUCUGCCAAGCGUGCGACACCCUCGUUCACUCUGCAAAUCCCUUGGCUCAACGCCACGAGCGUGUCCGCCUCAAAACAGCUUCGUCGCCGCCUUCAUUCAAGAACAAGGGCGGAGGAGAAGCUCUGCCUUCAUGGCAGGUCGGGUUCACCAGAAAGGCUCGGUCGCACCGCCCACACCCACACGCCAGGCCGGCUAAGCCCCAACUGAAGGCCGAGCCGGACUCCUUGGCCGCGAACCUUCCCCUCGUGCCGGAACUCGGCGACGAUCUUCAAGAAGAGAACGAGGAGCAACUCCUUUGCCGUGUUCCGGUAUUCGAUCCCGUCAUCGGUGAAUUCUGUGCCUCCGAUGGCACUACAGCCACCAUUAGUUCCGACGACCACAAACCUUCGCCGGCAACCGAUUCGAAUGAAAUGGACUGUGCCUUAGACGAUCUACCGUGUUUCCUCCCAUCUGACGCUGAUCUUGCCGAGUUCGCGGCGGAUGUGGAGAGCCUUCUUGGCAAAGGAUUUGAUGACGAUUCUUUCUGUAUGGAAGGGCUGGGGCUCUUAGACUCGAGAGACUACUGUGAAUUUGAUUACUCCGAGAGGCGUGUGAAGGUAGAAGAGAAGGAUGAGGUAGAAGAAGUGGGGGCUUCGGCCAAAGUAGAGGCCAUGGUGGACAUGUUGAGGGACACCUUGGAGUUCAAGUUCGACUAUGGCACACCGGCCACCACUGGCGAGGAAGAGUGCCUAGAAAAAGUACAAGUGAGAAGCAGUAAUGGAGGAAGCCGCAGCCGUCCCUCAAAACGGAUCUGUUUGCGGCUGGAUUACGAGGCGGUGAUAAAUGCAUGGGCGGGGCAGGGAACACCAUGGACGACCGGCGACCGGCCGAUGAUUAACCCUGAUGAGUGUUGGCCAGAUUGCUUGGUGAUGAGCGGAAUGGAGAUGGGCAGUUAUGGGGAGGCCAGUUUGGGCAGCCUGCAUGUGGGAAUUGGAGAUAGCGGGAGGGAGGCAAGGGUUUCAAGGUACAGAGAGAAGCGAAGAACAAGGCUCUUCGCGAAGAAGAUCCGGUAUGAAGUCCGAAAGCUCAACGCAGAGAAGAGGCCAAGGAUGAAGGGGAGGUUUGUGAAGAGAACGCCGUCUUUCGCUGCUCCUGCUUUUCCUUACUGAGGAGAAGAAAUUCUGCUUCAUAAAUCAAGUUUUUGAUGGAUGUCGAAAGCGAUCACUUUUGCUUUUUGGUGUUCAAUCUGUAGAUUAGGAUUUUGAUUUUGAUGCAACAUAAUAACAGUCUUAACCUCUUCGUCUUCUCGUCUAAUCAAUGUCAGGACUACUGACAUCCCUCUCUUAUCUGGGAUAAAUCAAUCUUCAUAUUUAUAUAUAGUAAUAUAACCGUCAUCUUUACUGUAA